Microthlaspi erraticum is the source of this 534-nucleotide messenger RNA. Lineage: Eukaryota; Viridiplantae; Streptophyta; Magnoliopsida; Brassicales; Brassicaceae. The record is from the annotation of a GenBank genome assembly.
AUGGGACAUGAGGAGCAUGGAGGGACUUGGCACAUGGACGCAGCUCAACUGGAUACGCAAAGGAAGAAGGGAGAAGCCAUCUUGAAGACCAGCUCGACCGUCUACUCGACCAACCGGUCGAGUUCCUCAACUCGACCGGCCAAGCUUCAACUCGAUCGAGCUGAGAAGUGUAUGCGAACUCGAUCGAGUCGGUCUACUGAAGACUUGGUCGAGCUAGACUUUACAACGGGUAGAAAGAGAGUUCAGAGGUCACAGAGGGUACAAGAGGAACCUGAGGUGCUUGUUGCUGAUACAAUGGAUGUACCAGAGGGGAAUGGAAACCCUUUGGGAAAUGGACUCGGUCGAGCUAGGCAAACUCGACCGAUUGGUCAAGGAGAUGCUCCAAACCGCCACCAACAGAGACAAGGGAUUGUUCCACCACCAGUGCAGAACCACAACUUUGAGAUCAAGCUGGGAAUGAUCAACCUUGUCCAGAACAAGAUGUUUGAUGAUAUGGAUUUGUGUGUGGAUGUGAAAAGAUAUGAAAUGAGAUGA